AUGGUGCCACUGAUAUUGCUUAUCUUACUUUUUUCUAAAUUUUCAACAUUUCUGCGCCCUGUAAAUCACGUGCUCGUUACAAAAUACACUGCCAUAGUAAAUACAAAAUGGCAAACAACGCCCAGCAUCAUUGAUGUUACAUAUACUAUGCACGUUUUUUAUAUGACGAUAAUACUUAUUUUGGUCAGGAAGCAAAUGCAGUCCAUACAUGCGUUUCUGGGUAGUUUAUGCUUACCCUCCCACGUGCUAGAUUUUUCGAUUGUAAGAGAUAUUUUAUCAUGGUAUUUCCUUGAGACAGUCGCAGUAUGA
Messenger RNA from Saccharomyces cerevisiae S288C, 309 nucleotides. RefSeq lists its product as uncharacterized. The record is from RefSeq and is marked reviewed. Gene Ontology annotation, cellular component: membrane. The transcript has a single exon. Bases 1 to 309 code for a protein of 102 amino acids. Lineage: Eukaryota; Fungi; Ascomycota; Saccharomycetes; Saccharomycetales; Saccharomycetaceae.